This is a messenger RNA of Capsicum annuum, 1050 nucleotides long. RefSeq lists its product as uncharacterized. Gene Ontology annotation, biological process: photosynthesis. The coding region runs from base 496 to 861 and encodes 121 amino acids. The record is from RefSeq and is a predicted model, not a curated record. Lineage: Eukaryota; Viridiplantae; Streptophyta; Magnoliopsida; Solanales; Solanaceae. Gene Ontology annotation, cellular component: photosystem II; membrane. The transcript has a single exon.
UAUGAUAGUUCCAUGCAAUCCUACUCUGAUUAUUUAUUAUUUACAUAUAUGCUUUUCAUAUAGAAUUUAUGUAAUAUUUAUAUAUAAAAUUGUGAAUGAAAUUCAUGAGCGAGAGUUUGAAGCAUAGUUUUGUAUACGUUUUGAAAAAAAAUACCUUAUAUUAUAUGUUUGGGUUAUGUAAACAGAGAAAUAUUCGAUAAUUAUGAAUCUUAUCUUCCAAUCUAAUAACCUCCGCCGAUUAGGGUUCACUCAGCUGACGUGAACAUAAAAUUAUGAAGUUUAAUAGGAAUUUCAGAUAACCCUAUCCAUCAUAGCCAACAAUUAUGAGCCACAUAGGCAGAUGAAGUUUUAGGCAACAAAUAUGAUCCAUUUUGCACCUCUCGUAGAGAAGCAUUUCUCUAUCCUCUCAAUCUUUGAUAAUCUUUCUCCUUUCAAAACCACUCCUUACCAAAACCAUAACCCUCAUUCAACACAGACCUAACAGACAGGAAAAUUAUGGCUUCUACUUGUGCAGUUUCCAUGGCAAUGCCACUGACUUACACAAGUCAGAAGAGACGGCCAAGUGUUGAGGCUUUCUUGAAGCCAUUGCCGGUAAUAAGGCCCUCAAAGACUACUGCAGCAUCGAAACCAGUAGCAAAGUUUCAAGUCAAGGCUUCGCUUAAGGAGAAAGCUUUGACAGGAUUGACAGCAGCUGCACUGACUGCUUCCAUGGUCAUCCCCGACGUAGCCGAAGCAGCUGAUGGCGUUUCACCAUCCCUCAAGAACUUCUUGCUCAGCAUCUCUGCAGGUGGAGUUGUGCUUGCUGCAAUUGUUGGUGCUGUAAUUGGCGUUUCCAAUUUUGAUCCUGUCAAGCGGACUUGAGAAGCAUUUUCUGAUAUAUUUCUACUAUGUUUCUAGUGAAGAUCAAUAAAGUGUUUACAUAGCCAAUCAAUUAUUAGCUCAGAUUUUGCCGGCGAUGUGACAUAUUUAUCUUAUGAAAUUCACUAUGUCCUCUUGUUUUUGCUUUCGAUUUGCUUAUUAGAACCUUCAAUCUGGAAUUUUCUUUGCCAA